Molecule: messenger RNA, 770 nt
Organism: Pocillopora meandrina
Lineage: Eukaryota; Metazoa; Cnidaria; Anthozoa; Scleractinia; Pocilloporidae
Source: the annotation of a GenBank genome assembly
AUGAUUGUCAGAUUGAAUCCCCCCUCCAACGAAGAGAGCUUGUUGGAGAAAUUUGAUGGCAACAAUGGUCCUCCAAAUGCAAAUGCUUCCCUCCAAAUGCUAGGUACCAGUCGAACGCAGGUUAAGAAAUCCCAGAAAUAACCUUACACCCUCAUGAAUGCAUUUGUAUGGUUGGCUUUUAUCUCAUCGUAAUAGAUGGACAAUCCUAUUUCUGAAUGUUUGCCGUGUUUAAGACGUAUUUGGGCAACGUACUUAAUAACGAAGAACCUCAAGUGUCCUCCAUGCUAUGUUGCCACCAGUAGAACUGUACGUUGAUGAAGUGACCCCGUCUAGAUGGUACCAUCCUCUUAUGCCUCUGGUAUUUAGAAUACUGUGCAUGAUACCCGGAUUUACCGCACAAAGGAUGGGAAGAUUUGUUGCGAAAGGUAAUGGUUUGCCAGAAAAUAUGGCGUCGAAAUCCAACGAUAUCCGCACAUUCAACCAAAGACGAAGAUUAUUCCCUUGGAGUUUACUAAGAACGAGACCUCAAGGUUGCUGAAGAAGUGAAAGGAGCAUAAGACACCUGUAUAGGGGGCUGUUCAGACAGAAGCAGGUGUUUCCAUGGUCAUCAUGUUAGAGGAUCAGAAGUUAGAAGUCCCCACCGAGUCACAGUAAAUAUCAGACCCUUUCUGAGAUCGGAAGUACCAAAUGACUACGCCGGACCGCGGAAUGUGAAAAUCUGGUGUUCUCUGCUCCAGAUCCUGGUUUUUUUUUUUUUGGAAUAUGGUUAA